Orbicella faveolata is the source of this 749-nucleotide messenger RNA. RefSeq names its product actin-related protein 6-like. NCBI's taxonomy places the organism in Eukaryota, Metazoa, Cnidaria, Anthozoa, Scleractinia, Merulinidae. The record is from RefSeq and is a predicted model, not a curated record.
ACUGCUCAAGUUGCUGAAGCCCGCGGGGACGUGGUAUCCAGCAGUGAUUCCAAGAUGGUGGUUCUGGUGCUUGAUAAUGGCGCCAGUUCAGCAAAGAUAGGAUUUAACACCACAGACAGUCCAAGACUAAUUCCGAAUUGUAUUUUCAAAGCGAAGAGCGAGAGAAGAAAGUUGUUUAUAGGCGACCAGCUCGAGGAGUGCAAAGAUUAUUCGGGUCUGUUUUACGUGCUUCCUUUCCAAAAGGGCUUCUUAGUCAACUGGGAUGUAGAGAAGCAAAUAUGGGACUACAUGUUUGGCAAGGAAGUUAUGAAGGUUGACUUUCCUGAAACAAUUCUUCUUCUGACUGAACCACACUUCAACUUUACUUCCAUCAAGGAUGCAACAGAUGAAAUUUUAUUUGAAGAGUAUAACUUUAAGGCUCUUUGCCGCUCAUCAGGUAAAAGACAUGCUUUAAACUUUACUUUGGUAGUCAAGAUUGCUGCUUCAAGUUAUUUCAGGUAGCUAGGCCCCUAACUUUGCAAAAAAUAUUUUUUGUUAAGUCGAGAGGAAACAAAGGUUGUUGCUGUUGUUGUCAACUGCUCCUUUAGUUUGUGUUAUAUGACAUUAAAGUCACUGGCCCAUCAUUCCUCUUUUGCACAAAUCUGACAGGUGCCAUUCUAUGCAUUUGAAUAAGAGGAGACAAAAAGGAUUAACCAAUGAUACUAUUUCUCAGUUCAUUUACAGUAGAUAAAUAAAUGUUUCCAUUUUCA